Messenger RNA from Striga hermonthica, 1095 nucleotides. The record is from the annotation of a GenBank genome assembly. Lineage: Eukaryota; Viridiplantae; Streptophyta; Magnoliopsida; Lamiales; Orobanchaceae.
AUGGCGUCCUCUGUAUUCUCUCACGCGCCAUCCUCAUCUUUCACCCUCCACUUCAAUUCAAGACGACCCUUUUCUCCCCAAUUCAUUUGCGUCUCGAAAAACCUAAGCUUUACAGUCAAGGCGUCGACAUCCGUAGACUAUUCAAUCCCAUCGAAAUCAUCUCCCGUAACCAAGAGCAAGCCGAGCAGCUGGCAAUGGAAGUUCGGGGGCAAUUCCGUAAAUAUACACUUCGAGAGGCUCGAGAAACACGACGGCGGCGGCGCGGCCGAUCGGCCGCGCAAGGACAUUCUCUUGGUGCCGACGAUCUCCGACGUCAGCACGGUGGAGGAGUGGAGGGUUGUGGCUGAGGAAAUCGUGGGGAGUGAAAGUGCGAUUAAUUGGAGCGCGACUAUUGUGGAUUGGCCCGGCUUGGGGUUUUCGGGCCGGCCCAAGCUCGAUUAUAAUGCUGAUGUGAUGGAGAGGUUCCUGGUGGAUUUUGUUAAUGCACCUGAUAGUCCAAUUUCCAGCUUUGUUGCAGAUAAUGAGUAUGUGGUAUUUGGAGGAGGGCAUGGUGCAACAAUUGCUGUAAGAGCUACCAAAAAAGGUUUGUUGACGCCAAAGGCAAUUGCUGCUGUUGCACCAACUUGGGCCGGUCCUCUUCCUAUUGUGUUUGCCUUGGGCUGGAUGAUGUAUAAUGUCCUUGUCAGCAACGAGAAAGCAAUCCAAUCCCAGUACAAAUCACACGUCUAUGCAGACCCCGAAAACGUGACGCGUGAGAUCAUCGAGAGCCGAUAUGAGCUCACCAAAAGGAAAGGCGCUCGUUAUGUGCCUGCUGCUUUCUUGACCGGUUUGCUCGACCCGGUAAGUUCCAGAGAGGAAUUUUUGGAAUUAUUUUCUGAUCUCCAAGGAAAAAACCGAAACGUCCCGGUACUUGUCGUGUCGACUUCUAGUGCACCAAAAAGAUCAAAAGCCGAAAUGGAAGCUCUUAGGGGAGCAAAAGGUGUGAGCAAAUUUGUGGAGGUUAAAGGCGCUUUGCUUCCUCAAGAGGAGUACCCUAAGGUUGUAGCCGAAGAAUUAUACGAAUUUUUGGUGCAGAAUUGCGAAUCGAAGGAUUAA